This is a messenger RNA of Durusdinium trenchii, 468 nucleotides long. The record is from the annotation of a GenBank genome assembly. NCBI's taxonomy places the organism in Eukaryota, Dinophyceae, Suessiales, Symbiodiniaceae.
AUGAACCUUUUUGACUCGUCGGCGUCCUUUGACGCCAGGGUGCGAGCGAUUGAUAGGGCUCCGCUGACGCUGAAGCAAUAUUGUCACACACAUGGAAAGGAGUGCCCAAUCUUUGCGAAAACCUGCCAGUCCGACUAUGACAUUUCAGGGUUGCCCUGUCCUGACAUGAGUCCCUGUGGUCGUCGAAUGUAUGAAGAAGGUCAAACAUCCUCCGUGUUUGCCUGCCAUGCCAAGCUGCACAUCGCUCUUCAGACGCCAAUGCUGAUUAUUGAGAAUGUACCGGAACUUCGAAUGAACAUGAUUACCAAAUUGUAUGGCCGCCACUAUGCAAUCAAGCAGCUGUUUGUUGAGCCGACUCACACUGGGCAUGCUGCCGUGGCCAGAGAUCGAACAUACCUCAUUUUGACACUGAAGAGCCGCGUGGUGGAAAUACACAAUGUGAACAAAGUUUAUGAGGAUCGCCGGUGA